Messenger RNA from Cyprinus carpio (common carp), 6081 nucleotides. Its product is annotated as myosin phosphatase Rho-interacting protein-like. The transcript is spliced from 24 exons. Bases 394 to 5751 code for a protein of 1785 amino acids. NCBI's taxonomy places the organism in Eukaryota, Metazoa, Chordata, Actinopteri, Cypriniformes, Cyprinidae. Gene Ontology annotation, biological process: actin filament organization. Gene Ontology annotation, cellular component: actin cytoskeleton. Gene Ontology annotation, molecular function: actin filament binding. The record is from RefSeq and is a predicted model, not a curated record.
AAUCUGAAUGAAUCUUUCCGGUGAACGGGUUCAAAAUAAUCGAAUCACUGGAAUGAAUCAAAAUCGACAGCCACGCUCUGUGGUUUGUUUGUCUCGGCGUCUCUUUCUACAAGAGCUGAACUCUACAGCAUAUGUUAAUGUCGCGUUAACCGCGUUUAGAUUCUUGCAUCACUAAGGUAUACCUCUACUUAGACUCCACAAAUCUGCAACUAUCAGUGAAGUGACUGAAAGACGGGAAGAUAAGACACGUGAAAGCCACGGACACCAUUAAUAAAAGAAGACAACAAGCUCACCUUACCUUUUUUUUUAAAGAGAGUAAAACCACAAUCGUCACUUUAAAUGAGUUAAUCAUUUUACUUUACUAAAAAAAAAAAAAAAAGUAACGAAUGAACGAUGUUUUCUGCACGCGAGAAUCGGUGUCAUCGCUUUCAGGCCAACAUCUUUAAUAAAAGUAAAUGUCAAAACUGCUUCAAAACCGUGGAUUCGCACAAACUCGGCGAAGCAGAUCUGUUUCAGACUAAGCCUGUUCAGGUGGGCUGGCUCCUCCUGGCCCCAGAGGACCCUGACUUCAGCAGUCCUGGCCACAGGAAACGGAAAUGGCAGAGGAGAUAUUUUGUGCUUUACGAGAAUGGGCUUCUACGAUACUCUCUGGAUGAGAUGGCAGGUACAUUGCCCCACGGGAGUGUAAAUAUGACCAAGUGCUGUGAGGUUGUUGACGUUUCAUCUCAAACUGGCUUCCAGAACUGUCUGAGGCUGUGCUUCACUGACAGAGACUACUACAUCCGAACAGAGAGCGCAGACAGCUUCAGCAUCAGUAGGUGGCAGGAAAAUCUGAUUGUUUACCCCAAAGCUGCUAAAUCAAAUCAGAAGAAGAAGGGGAAGGAUCCAGCCCACCCACCGCAACAGACAACAGAAAACCAAGCCUCCAGCAGCAGCAGUGGUAGUGCUGCUAAGAAAAGUAGCACUUCUGGAAAUAGUUUCACCAGCAACGUUAAAAGACAAGCCAGCAUCAGUUCUAGUAAUAAUAGCGGUGGUAAAGUGUAUAUCAGUGACAAUGCUGGCACUAGUACUAGCAGUGCCACUAAAGGCAGUUGCAGAAGUGGCAGCAGUAGUACUAAAGGGGCCACCAAAAAUGACAGAAGAGGUAGCGUGGUGAGCACGUUGGAGGAGGUCUCGGUGCUUUCCUCAGAGAAGGAGCUGGAGGAGGAGUCACGCAGUGGUGGAGUCGGGGUUCCUUCCAGCAGUGGUAAUGCUUCAUCUCUCAAUACCAUGCUUGGGUCCUCUCUCUCUUCAUCGCUUAGUCAGUCCUCGGGCUGCUCCGACACAGAUGGUACUAAGAAUCGAUUGGGCACUGAAAGCGGCUAUUCCUCUCUGGAGAAGACAAGUCCUCGUGUUGUGGAUGCACAAGCACACACUGACUCCAGGAGAUCUCAGAAAGCUGAUCAACAGGAGGGUUCAUUUCUGAAUGCGGAGUUUCCCCCCUCAACCGUCACUUCCUCUUCAACUAAACAAAAUGAUCAUAAGACAACUGUCAGUACAUCUCAGGAUUCCUUCCCUAAAGAUAUUCCUGAUCACUUGCAACACUUCACUUCAUGUAGUCUCCGUUCCAAAUCCCUGGAGCGCAGACCGCUUGAUCCUACACCCACACCUGACCUCCUUAAUUUCAAAAAGGGAUGGAUGUCUAGAUUGGGAGAAGAUGGAAAGUGGCAGAAACACUGGUUUGUUCUUACUGACCAGACAUUGAGAUUCUAUCGUGACUCCGCAGCAGAAGAGGCAGCUGAUGUGGAUGGUGAGAUCAACUUGUCUACUUGUUACGAUGUUACAGAUUACCCUGCUCAGAGGAACUAUGGCUUUCAGAUUCAUACAAAAGAUGGAGUCUUCACCCUCUGUGCAAUGACUUAUGGGAUACGACGGAACUGGGUCCAGGCAGUAAUGAAAAACAUUCGUCCCACCGUUGCCCCUGAUGUAACAUGGAAAAGUCCUGCUAUAAAAUCGAGGUUUGAAUGUGUUUUCAUGACCAUGAGUGUAUGUUCAAUUCCUCAAAAGGUGCCAAUGACUUGUGCACAUGCUCGUACAAGCUGUACAGUUCCCCAGGAGGCAGAGCAAAGGAGUCGCAUCCGUGAGGGGCGUUACAAAACCUUUGAUUGGGCAGAAUUAAGUUGCAAACAGCACAAGGAGGAGUUGUCAAAUGAUCUGUCUGGAAGGCAGUGGAACCUUAACAAUGAGUGCUCUGUGCCUCCUGCAUCAUCCCCUGAAGAGCAGAUCAUACGUUCUGCUUCUGAGGCAUCAAAGAAUGAAUAUCUUCAGAAAAAUAGACUCUCACAGGGGCAAAGCUUGAAUAUUAUGUCCACUGUUAUGAAAUCGCACUUGUCACAUAUGGCAGUGUCCAGUAACAUCUCACCGGAAUCAGUUAGCCCAGGCAGCUUAGAGGUUGAUGCAGGGACAGUACGUGUCCACUUUGACAGCCCUGGUGAACUACUGGAAGCUAAACCCAAAACAGAAAAUCAGGUUGAUCGCUCCACAUCUCCAUUGCCAGUCGCCUUCUCUUCAUCCUCAGCGCAGACAGAAUGGCAGUGGGAUGUGGAGCUUCAGAGCCUGCGUAGAGAAUUGAAGGCUGAGCACGAGAGGAAUCAAACUCAAGAAAGGGAGUUAAGACUUAGUGAAGCCAGACUCCAAGCUGAGCUUAACGACAGCCAGGAAUGUCUUCAGAGGGCAGAGUUAAAGAUUCAAGAGGCAGAAGCUCUUCUGAAGGAGCGUGAGGAGGUGCUGGAGAAUCUGCGUGGACAGUUGGAGGAGGUAACAGGUCGUCUUAAAGACACCGAAGAGGCACAAGCCUUGAAAGAGGUCAGGCUACAGAGGCACCUGCACCUCCUGCAAGAGAGCCAGGAACGAGAAAGGAGGAGCUUCAGUGACAGCCUCGACCAAUCAGAACAACGAUCGAAGGAACUAGAGGAGCGACUGAUGCAGAAAGAGGCUGAGCUGCAAAAAAGGCCAACAGGGGACAUUACUGAUGAACUUCUGCGAAGGUGCCAGGAGUUACAAAACCAGCUGGAAGAGUCAGACAGUGAGGUCUGUCGUCUGCAGACACGCCUCCAAACCGUAGAGACUCUUUAUUAUGACAUGGAGCAUGAUUAUGAAAGAGCUUGUGAGGAGAUACAGAGUUUGCAAGGUGCUCUGCUGGACUGUGAGAGGGUAGGUGAGGAGCGCUUUCAAACCCAGCUGGUGCAGCAACAGCGAGAGUUAGACUGGAAGGAACGUGAACUCCAGGAAGUGCUUCUUAAGAUGGCCAUCCUGGGCAGUAGUCUAGAGGAGACUGAACAAAGACUCAAGGAAGCUCAAACCCAUCCUUCUGAAGGUAAUGUUCUUUGUGAGACAUUGAUGGAGCCACAACAAUGCAGACAGAAAGGGCAGAGUGAUUUUGAAAUGCAACCUACUACUCAGGGAGACGAGUCACAUAGAGUGAUCUCUGUGAUCCAGGCAUUAGAGCGCAAGUUAUGUGACACCGAAGAGCGACUCCGGGAGCUUACCAUGCAUCUUCAGCAACAACCCAACACUGGACUGCAUGCACGUCUUUCGGUGGAUUCUCGGCCGAGUUUUACUGGAGCUUUGCAUAGCCUGGAGGGAACAGCUUUAGACAGAACCUCAGAUAAAACUAAAGUCUCCAUUUAUGAUGAUGGAAAAACUGGAAGCUGGAGGUUGGUUGGCGAGAGUUCAGGGAGAAAUCAAGCUCUGGAGAUGGUCAGCAGAGUUUUGUCACUGGAGGCACUGAUUAUCCAAAAGAUUGCCUCUGCACUUGAGCAUCCCAGCUCAAAGUUGCUUAAUAGACUGUCAGAGGUAAAUGUCCACGUGCUUAGGAUGGCUCAAGGAGGCAGUCAUGAUGGGGCUGUGGAACCUAGAUACUCUCAAAUCUUCUUGGACCCUCUCGAACAAGAUCUGGUAGACAAUAUGCUGAGUGAAAGUGCAAUCCAUAGACUGUGUGUAAGAGCAGAGAUGACAUACCUCAUACAUACUCUCAGUACUUAUCCCUCGCAGGAGCCAAAGGGAUCUGAACUUUUUUAUGACUUGCCAUGGCCAGAGAGUUCCUCAUCUAGAACCAAAAUGGAAAACUGUUCAAAGCAGGGGUCCAGACUUGCUGACAUUAGCCCGCCAGAACUUGCACCUUACAGUGAGCAAACGGAGGAUGAACUAGUGACCGAUCUUCUCAUUGAGGGCUCUGAGGUACAGCUUGCUUGCAGAAAGAGUCUGGUGGUAGAGCUCCGUGCUCAGGCCCAGUCACUCCAGAACCUCUCAACACAGAUACAGUUUAAUGUUAGAGAGGUUGACUUUCCUGGUGAUCUACCCUCAGCCAUCGUAAGGGCUGCAGCGUGUCAGGCCACUUUAGCAUACAUGGCCUGUCGUCUCCGUUCGGCCCUGCAGCAGGAGAUGAGUGCCCUACGCAAGCAGAGAGAGCAGGCUAAGUGUGAGUGUCGUGCUGUGUGCCGUAGUAUGGAGGCUAUGUUCCAGGAACAGACAGAACAUUACGAAGAGAAGCUGCGUGAGGAGCGUCUUGUUGUCAAAAAGGCAGAACAGGAGCGUGUUUCAGCAGAGACCAAUGCUCAACUUGGGAGGGAAGAAGCAGAAAAAUUGCAGUUGGAGUUUGAGGAGAAGCUCCAGGAGCUCCAGAGGAUCCAUGAAGAGGAGAUGAGCCGUCUCCAUGAAUACUACAUUCAAAACUUGUCAAAGCCUAAAGCUGCAACCCCCUCAGAACGAGAGGGGAGUGAAGAGACUGAGCAGGUUUCUGUGACUGCUCUGCAAGACCGAAUCAGAGAGCUUGAGACUGAGAUGAGUCGUUUGAGGGAUCUUAGCAACCAGGAUGUCAAGGCCUUCCAGCUUGACCUGGAAACCAUCAAGGCCACGUAUGAGCAUGGUUUCAGCAUUAUGGAGGACAGCCACCAGCGAGUGAUUGAGGAGAUGCAGAGGCAGCAUCAGAGAGAGGUGGAGAGACUGACAGAGGAGAGAGAAAGAGUACUGCAGGAAGAGACAAAUGCCACCAUUGCAGCCAUUGAGGCUAUGAGGAAAGCUCACAAAGCGGAAAUGGACAAGACUCAGAAAGCACUGCAAAAUGGAGCCGGUGUGGACAUCCGUCAGCUUCAAGCACAAUACAAUGAGGAGCUAGAAACAGUGCACAGGGAGCUGGAAGUGUUGUCAGAGCAGUAUUCUCAGAAAUGCUUGGAAAAUACUAAUUUGACUCGGAGUAUAGAAACAGAAAGGGAAGCAUUGAGUACAACACAUAGAGAGAACCAGGAGCUUCGCAUUCACAACCAGGAAUUAAAUGAGUUUUUGGCUGCUGAAUUAUCCCUGAUGCAUUCACACAUGAAUGGGGAGGUGAAGCAUUCCCAGUCUUCUCAGGAGAAAGACAUGUAUCAGCUGGAGGUGAAUCUCAGAGUAAAGGAAUCAGAGAAUAAGUGUCUGAAACAGAAGAUCAACUCACUUAAAUUGGAGCUGCAGGCAGGAAAUACGUAUUUUAAAGAGCUAGACUCUGAGCUGGGUGCUUCAGAAAUCAAAACUAAAAGUGACUUCGCUAAACUGAGGAUGGUGCCAGCAGGACAGCAGGGUUUAAAAUAUGAUCUGACGAAAUCCAGGAGCAACCCGGACUUCCUGAAGGACCAUGCUACACUUCCGCAGCCUGACAGAUCCAAGAGUCUUAAAGAUGGACUCACUGUUCUGGAGAGGAUGAAGCUUUUUGAAUUAUCUAGCACACAAAAGAUUUAAACGUGUGUGUGUGUGUAUGUGUCUGUGUGAGAGUGGGAGAGAAAAAGAAGCAUUUUAAUGUCUUACCUGGGGUAAAUUAUUUAAUUGUAUAUCUUUAUAUCACAAUGAAUUCUAACUAUACCUUUAGUCACAGGUGUGUUUGUGUGUGUCAGUCAUUUUAAUUUUUGCUUCGUUACUACUUUAGACCGUAGAGUUAAUUUUUUAUAUGAGGUUGUCUCUCUAAAUCUUAAUUAAAACCAUCUUUGUUUUUAUUUACAUGUUUAUGCCUGAUUGAGCAUCAUUUGAUUUGCUUCAUCUCUAAUUAUGAAUAAAGUCAAGAUUUUCUACAUC